This is a messenger RNA of Cydia amplana, 1210 nucleotides long. RefSeq names its product zinc finger HIT domain-containing protein 2. Bases 90 to 1196 code for a protein of 368 amino acids. The record is from RefSeq and is a predicted model, not a curated record. Lineage: Eukaryota; Metazoa; Arthropoda; Insecta; Lepidoptera; Tortricidae. The transcript is spliced from 4 exons.
UUGUGUUUACCGGUAGGAACAUUGUGUUAUAAGGCUUAUAAGUUUUAAAACUAUUAGGCUACAUUUUCUAGAGUUAUAGUAAUACUACAAUGUCUGGCGAAUCGUCCAACACACAGGGCGCCAAAAUCUGUGGGCUGUGUAAUGAGAACCCUAGUAAAUACUGCUGCCCCCGCUGCGAAGUAUUGUACUGCUCCUUAGAUUGCUACAGAUCCGAAAAGCACCAAGAAUGCUCCGAAAACUUCUACCGCAACUGUGUGACCGAAGAACUUGCCUCAAAUCACGUUGACGAUGAAUCUAAGAGCAAAAUGAUUGAUAUAUUAAAGCGGAUGCAUGAGCAAGACAUAGACACUGAGGAUAUUGAGGAGAUGCUAGAAAACAUGGACUCGGAUGAUGAAGAAGGUGAAGAUCUUCAUGAAAGGAUUAAAGGGCUUAAUUUAAAUGAUGCUGAUCAGCUGUGGGGAGCGUUGACAGAAGAUGAGAGGAAUGAAUUUGAGGCUCUGUUAAAUAAGGGUGAUGUGGGGGCCAUUAUGCCGCAAUGGGAGCCAUGGUGGAUGUUUAGAAAGAGAGAGAAGAAGGUAGAGGAAAUAACUAAGGAAGAAAGUGAAGCAUUGAAGAAGUGUCCAGAGUUAAAGAAGGUUCCAGCUUUUGAUUCUUUGACUACUGUCCAACCCUCCCCAGCGAUAAAGUUUAAUAUAACAAACGUCAUAGCAUCCUACGCAUUUGUGAUGCGAUACUUCAACGGGGACGUGGAGCCCCUGGAAUGGGCAACACAUUUCCUCAAUGUUUGCGCCAAUUUGGACUCAAAUGCCAAUUAUGAUGACCCUGCCAUAGCCGUUGAGUCAGUUGUGCAGAGAUGCUUACAGAGUAAACUCAUAGAAACAGACGCGCCGAGUCUGGACGUCAUGAAGCAUGACAGCUAUUUAAUCCUCCAAGGACCCAGCAAAGACCACAAACUCCACUACUGCAAAUCAGCGCUCUCAGACCUCUACAGGGUGCUACAUAAAGCCAGAUCUAUACCAAAAGCGCAGCCUGCUGAUGAGAAGAAACAAAGUAAAAUUAAAGCAUUUUCGAAGAAGUUUCCAGAGCAUGGGACUGAAUAUUUACCUCCCUUGGAUGGUAACAAAUUGAAGAAAUGUAUGAAGAAAGUUGAAUAUUAUUUGUCCUUCCUCGAAAGUCAUAGCAUGGACUUUGAAUGAGUCUGAAUGAGAAC